AUGUUUCUCACCAAUGGCAUAGUACAGCUCCUCGAUAUUCGAAAAUCUUCACUCUUAGAUCUAAAAUCAGAAAUCAUCUCCGGACUUACUGGCCGCGGGGUAAUAAGAACAAUGCCUUCGCUACUCCUCUGGGACGACGAAGGCUUGGAGAACUUCUACAGCUGGGCCAAAAGCCCCGACUACUAUCCCAGUCAACGGGAGAUGGAGAUCCUCAGAACUCAGGGCCUCGAUAUCGUACGCAAGCUGCCAAAGAGACUGGUUCUGAUUGAACUAGGCUGCGGAAGCCUUACCAAGACCGUAUCGAUCCUAGAGAACCUGGAAAAGGAGGGGCACGAAGUGUCCUACUUUGCCCUGGAUGUUUCAGAAGAAGCGCUACGCCAGAACUUAGGUGCAAUGAGUGAGCGAUUCAAAAGUUGCGGCAAAAUCAGUAUCUCGGGCUUCAUUGGUACAUAUGAGGACUGCGUGGAAUGGCUGACCACAUCUGCUAAUCUACCUGUAUCCACUGUCACAUUCCUCUGGGUUGGAAAUAGUAUUGCGAAUCUCAGCAAAACCGAGGCGAGUGCCCUAAUGAGUCGGUUCCGCGAAGCGUGUUGCAAGAUAUCUAUUGAUUGCAGUUUUUUGGUCACUGCGGAUUGCUGCACUGCUGAAGAUAGGUUGGUCAAGGCAUAUGACCCAGAUGUAAGCAGCGCGCGCACGUUCCUCUAUCACGGCUUGCAUCAUGCCAACCGGUUGAUGGGUGAAAAUAUAUUCGAGGCAAACCACUGGAAAUGUAUCAUGAAGUACGAGCAGAAGGAGAACGAGCUUCUUUUUAGCUACGUGGCAAAACAGGACGUCGAGGUGGACGUUCAUCAGUUGCACGUGACUGUCAAGAAGGGUGAGGAGAUACAUUACUUUUUGAGUGGGAAGUGGAGUCAGGCGCAGAUGCGAGUUAUUGCAGAGAAUGCCGGGUUUGAAGUUCGUAAAACUUGGACAGAUGCCCAGAAUGAAUACUGUUAG
Lachnellula hyalina is the source of this 996-nucleotide messenger RNA. RefSeq names its product N-methyltransferase (gene dtpB). The transcript has 2 exons. The record is from RefSeq and is a predicted model, not a curated record. The coding region runs from base 1 to 996 and encodes 331 amino acids. NCBI's taxonomy places the organism in Eukaryota, Fungi, Ascomycota, Leotiomycetes, Helotiales, Lachnaceae. Gene Ontology annotation, molecular function: methyltransferase activity.